UGCCGUUUCUCCAUCAAACAACAAAAUUAUUUGUAGUCGCAAUUCGCUCCAACGCUCAUCGUGCUUCUCGACAGACUCGCUUUACAGCGCCACAGUGCAUAUCUGAUAUGGAUAACUGGCAUACAGCACAGUGUACAAAGCCCGACAUCGCCGUCUUUCCUGGAAUUAAUGUUCCGGCAUGUAUGAACUGUGGAGAAAUUUGCCCAUCUCACCGAACAGACAACAAACACAACGAUGAACUUCAAAUUCCAUCAGCGGGCAGGCGGUCUACUAUGCAAUUGAAGUGGCCGCCAUCGAUGUCAUAUCAGAACCAUGCUUACUCCGAAGACCCUGAUGGCUCGUUGCACAAGUCUCUGGCCUCACUGGUUGACCAAGAAUGGUGCGACAACGAAACAGACAAACGCAGUUCUUGCUCUUCCGUUAUCAAGACAGCUCAGACUCCAUCUUCGCAAGUAAGCAAGACCUCAUAUGAGCCUCUUGAUGGUACAAAGAUACGUAUUCUACGAUUGCACAAAGGGCGGUUUGGAGAUUGCUUGCACGGAGACUUUGAAGCUGUGAGCCUUCGGGUUCGAGACGGAGAGUCAAAAGAGCCAGAAACGAGAGGAUCAGAUGGAAGGGAAAAUGCUCCACCAUAUGAAGCCGUUUCAUAUACCUGGGCCAAAGGAAAUGGGAGAAGAGAAAAGAGCCACGCCAUAUUUAUCAGAAAGCGUUGGGAGUCACUUCCAAUCACUGAAAACUGCUAUGAUGCCUUGCAAAACUGUCGAUUUGAUGACCGAGAUAGAUGUCUCUGGGUUGAUGCAAUCUGUAUCAACCAGUCAAACAUUUCUGAAAGGACUCAUCAAGUCGGCAUGAUGAGACGUAUAUACUCAACUGCCAGCCGCGUUCUGAUAUACCUAGGGAUGGAUGAUACUGGGAGCGGCUCGGAAAUCACGGAUGAUCCCCAGACUCUUAGUGGUAACCCGUAUUUCUCGCGUAUAUGGGUGGUACAAGAGAUCGGGUCUGCGAAACAGGCGCUUGUUUUGUAUGGUCGUCAAGCCAUGCAUUGGGAAUUUUUCCACGGAAACCUACAGCGCUUGUCUAGUAGGAGAUGGAUGCGGCAUUUUGGGUCCCCCCAGAAGAUCGAUGAUAGUCUUGAGUUCUUGACCCUGCUAGAGGAUACGCGGAACUGCAACGCUUCUGAUCCAAGGGAUAAGAUCUUUGCUUUACUUGGGCUCUGGAAGAAACCGGUAGAGCCAGACUACACGCUAUCACCUCAAGCUGUGUACACAGGAUUGGCAUCCACCCUUGUGAGGGAUGAGAGCUGGAAAGUGGUAGCACAAUUACUUGAUAUGGCGACCCAUGGCCGCUCGAUGCCUGGCCUCCCAUCAUGGGUUCCUGAUUGGAGUGAAAAGAGUCAACGGUCGUACCGACCUGAUUGGAAAAGUAGUUUCCCCUCUCAUUUAUUCCCGCUUCGGUCAGAAGAUGAUGGAAGAUUUCGGGUCCAUGGCAAAACCGGCUCUUUGUGCAUUCUGGCCGAUGAGAUCGACAUAAUGGCCCCAUACCUUUCCCAUGGGUUCCAGUCAGUCACCGAUGGGAUGGUCACUGUGGAGGCUGGAUGUUUUGAGGUCUCAGUAGCCCCUGAGGUCCUGCAGAUAUGCGAACCCACUGACAGUAUCUUCCGCCUUUCUCAAGAUACAUUCUGUCUAAUCCUUCGGAAGAAAGCCGACCCCAAUGUCUACAGGUUUAUAGGACUUUGCAAAUACUCGAGUUCAUGGAACGAUGAGCAGGAGCUUGACACCAUCAGAUAUCUUCUGGACUGGGCUUGGCUCUUCUCACUAGGGCAAAAACAACCCUGGUCGGAGUCCACUACUUGGACGAAUACCCAGGUCUGUUGGUUCGCUCUUCGAAAGCAGAAGAAACUAGAAACUCGACUCUUUCUUAAGAGAGUUAUUAGAAAAGCCCAAUCCCUGCAAAAGAUACGUAAUAUGGCUAAAGAAGCGCAAGAGAUUCUGAGCAGUUACAGUGGAGAAAAACAACUAUUAAAGGAAUUUUUCAAGCGUCAACGGAAGAAAAUCUAUAAGCUAUGGCAGCAACAAGACGAAAAAAUAUUUGUGGAUCAUCAAGCACAUAAGGCCUUGAUCAGAAAAUUGCUUCCAGGCUAUAGUAGCCUGGAACCGUUGCGAGACACUACCCAAUAUCCACCAGGACAGUCGAUGUGGCUUCCAGUGUCUUCCUGUUGGAUUGGAGGAAUGUCCACCAAAGGAGAAACUCGCGAUCAAUACACUGAAAACCGAUUGCUUGUGGAUUGUGUUUCCAGGAAUAUUCCAUUACCCCCUCUUCAUCUGAUUACGGAUCAGAAGAGCCAUAUUGCUCUUUCCCUUCAGCUAGGGCUUGAGAAAGGUCUCCGGCAGCUACAGAGGUUAUCACAAGAGCACUUGCUGCAAGAUGUAAUAGAUCAUGAGAGGGGUUUAAGAUCCUAUAAUCUAGGGUCGAAUUGGCACGACUUCAAAGUAGAGAAGUGGGACAUUUUCCUGCAUUGGCUAUCCAAGCCAAUGUCACCAAGCUAUGAUAUACUAACACACGGAUUAAGAAGGGACAUACCUUUGAUUUGGGAAGGAGGGUUCGAAACCAGAGCCCAGCUUGAAGAAGCGCAUGCUUGGCUAGACGAUAACUUUGAUCACCACCUAACUGCGCUAUCCUCCUCACCCAGCAGCGAAUCAUCCCUCGAUGAGAUCUUCGCACUCAUAUACCGCGAACAGUUCGAACUCCUCUGGAUGUUUCUUUUUUCUAGAUCAGGCUCUUUCUCCAUCCGACAUGAUACAAUUGGCGCUCAGCUUGCACGCUGUUUUUUCUGGAGGUUUGAUCGCAGUAUCAAAAAGGCCUACUAUGUUGCUCAAAAACGGCGUCUGACUCACGACGAAACUAGGCAACUAUGGACCAUGUUCCUUGACUGGCUCACACAGGGAUCGUUUGAGGAGCAGGCUCGAGAAAUACCAUCGGAAGUAUUCGAUGAUCGGCCACAUUCGCUACUUGAUGAAAAAAGUAUCUAUGACAAUGAAGGGCAGAGGCCCUUGCGUAAAAUGAAGAGUGAAGAGGUGCUUAUCGUGCCGAAAACACAGGAAGUGGUUUUGGAAUGGUCUAAGCGAGCAUCACUUCUUUCACAUACGCGGCCUCCGGCAUUUUACAGAAAGCCGACACUAUCUGAGCUCGUCCACUCAGAAAUUUGGCGACGAAGGCUUCCAGAAAGGGUCUUUGCUUUUCUAUUCGACGACACUGAGACCACUCCUCAACCAACGCAAUCCGAUGACAGAAAUUUGGAGGAACUGCUUGCCAAUGGUCAGCUAUACAACUGUGGCGGGCCUUCAGUACAAGGCUGGAGACAGGAGACUGAGUCGUGGAAGGCUGUGGAGCAGUAUAUAUGGAAAUCAGAGUGGCAUAUGAGCUGCAUCAAAACAUACCUCUUGCGCGGAUCUAAAGCGAAGAAGGACAUGUAUAAGGAAAUUAUUAUCAUUUGAACGCUUGCUCAGAUUAAUGGAUUCCGAAUUAUUUAUGCUGAAAGACAACGAGGCUUUGGAUGCUGUUAACAAUCUGAGUCGCUGUUCCUGAGUCGUUCAUGGAGACAGUCGUGACAGGGAAGUGACAUGCGCCGUUCGUUAUGAGCCGUGAAUGAAACAUGGCUUGGACCUUAAUUUCAUCCCGACAGCUAGAAAAGUCAAAUAUAAGCAUGAUCUGCCUACCAUUCGAUCUUAUUAAUGCCCAUGACAUCACCCCA
Fusarium verticillioides 7600 is the source of this 3751-nucleotide messenger RNA. RefSeq lists its product as hypothetical. The record is from RefSeq and is a predicted model, not a curated record. The transcript has a single exon. The coding region runs from base 108 to 3494 and encodes 1128 amino acids. NCBI's taxonomy places the organism in Eukaryota, Fungi, Ascomycota, Sordariomycetes, Hypocreales, Nectriaceae.